Messenger RNA from Alosa alosa (allis shad), 4256 nucleotides. Its product is annotated as NLR family CARD domain-containing protein 3. The record is from RefSeq and is a predicted model, not a curated record. The transcript has 9 exons. Lineage: Eukaryota; Metazoa; Chordata; Actinopteri; Clupeiformes; Clupeidae. Gene Ontology annotation, biological process: regulation of apoptotic process. Gene Ontology annotation, molecular function: protein binding. Bases 220 to 2955 code for a protein of 911 amino acids.
AAGUUGGAAGACAUAUCAAAUCAUAGCCUAAAUGAAAAUACUCGUCUUUUUUACCUUCGUUGUGAUAAAACGCCUGGAUCAUUUGCAUAUGUGACCUCUCCAAAUAGGUUAGGUAUUCCGUCAUUUGUUCAGGUGAGGGCAAAGGGUUCUGCAUCUAACCUGGAAAUGUGUCUAGUUUGGAGGAUUUGGUGACAUUUGCAUUGCAUCACUGCACUGCAAAUGGCUGUGGGGCCAUUCAGUGAACAGGUACGGGAGAGCCGCGUGGAGCUUGUUGAUGCUUGGAGCAAACAUGUGACAUCUCUUCUGGACCUCCUUUCCCAAGCUGGUGCUAUCACUGAGGAGGAUGUGAGCCUGGUAAGAGGGGGAGGGUGUUUAGGAGAUCGCGAUCGCAUGCGGAACUUGCUGGAUGUGCUGUACAGUCGAGGAGAGGAUGCCUGCUGUGCUUUCUUUAAAGUCAUGCCAAGGGUUCAGACCGCCUCGGGAACCAAGAACCCUAACAUCUCCAUCCAGCCGAACUUACAGGAGCACCUUCAAAGACACAGAGAAGUACUGGGCAAGGAGCACGGCCCCAAACACUCGGGUAACAUCAAAGCUAAAGCUCCAGACAGCAGGCAGGCUAAGCCCUACACUGACAUCACGCUGUCCAAGAGGCCAGGCUAUGAGGUGCACCUGCAGCACCAGCAUGAGGCGGCCAUGGUCGGAGAGUCUUUCAGGGGUCAUGCACAGGAGAGUAAAGGGCAAGGGGAGAUCUGUGUGUUCAGGGAGAUGUACCAGAGUCUGCUGGCAGUCCCGGGGGAUGGCCUGACCCUGCUGUCAGGCGUGGCGGGUAGUGGCAAGACCACGGUGGUCCGGCGACUCGUCCACGAGUGGUCCUCACAGAAGGACAGCAAAAAGAUCAUCCUGUCUCUGUCCUUCCGGGAGCUGAACCUUCUCACGGAGCCAGACAGUCUGCAAGGUCUGCUGUCCAUGCAUUACAGUCACCUGAAGCCCGUCUUGACUGAGAUCAUGGGCGACAAGCUUGAGCGCGUGCUUCUCAUCCUCGACGGACUCGACGAAUUCUGCUUUCCGCUGGACUUCAAACGCACCCCCAAGUGUUCAGACCCGGAGCGGGCAAUGCCCGUGGGCGCCAUGGUGGUGAACCUACUCAAAGGCAACCUUCUCCCAGGUAUCUCCAUCCUCCUCACCUCCCGACCCCACGCUGUCUCCAAGGUCCCUCCGGAGCUGGUGAACGUGUUUUGCAGUGUUCUGGGCUUCACACCAGCUCAGCAGCAGGAGUACUUCAGACACAACUGCAGCUCGGUGCAGGCUGGAGCACAGGUGUGGGAUUACGUGUCCACCCAUAAGCCCUUGCAGCUUAUGUGUCACGUCCCUGCCUUCUGCUGGAUUGUGUCCACAGCCUUGUACAAUGGAAGCCCUGGUCUCACCCAACCUGUCCCUGCAGCGGACAACAGUAAAAGUGUGUCCGAGGAUGUGACACCCUCUGCACCAUGCAUCCCUACUGAUCCUAGUGCUGUGUUAAUAACAUCCUCAGUGAAGACACUGACCAUCACAGACAUCUACUGCUGUUUCCUGAAGUCCAUCCUGGUGUUCCAUGGGGAAGGGAGGGAGGAGGAUUCUCGCUGGCGCCUCCUUCAGGAUGCUCCGCGCAUCUUGCAGGAGAGCCGCCCAGUGCUGAGAGGCCUCGGGGUCCUGGCUUUCCAGGGGCUGGUGGAGAGACGGUUUCUCUUCGACUGCGCGGACCUGGACCGCGCUGGACUCUCCUUGGACCGCGCUGAUGUCUCGCGCGGGGUCUUCCUGGUGGAGAUCCUGAAAGAGGACAGCACCUCACUCACGCUGGAGAAGAACUUCUACUUCAUCCACACCAGUGUGCAGGAGUUUCUGGCGGCCACGUACUUUGUGUAUGAAUCGCUGUCCGGCUCAGACCCAUUUGCUGGGCAGCAGCCUCACACGUUCAAGCUUCCGCCAGCACUCCAGAGGCUAAUGACCUCCACGUCCAAGAAGCUACUCGGGGCCAAAGGUCUUCUGAAACGACACGUCAAGAAGGCUCUUCUGUGGAGCGAGCAGAAACAGUCGGGACAUAUGGACUUGUUCUGCAGGUUUGUUUCUGGCCUCAUGGUUCCACGAACCCGCCUCACCUUAGAUGGCCUUUUCCCCAGGACGGGAUCUCUGUUCUGCUCCUCUUCACCCUCUACUCCAUCCACUGCCCCUCCGUUCUACCUGUCUCUCCUUCACUCACAGCUCCAGAGCUGCAGCCUCUGCCCAGAGCGACAGGUGAAUGUGUGCCACUGCCUGUACGAAGCUCAGGACUCAGGCCUGUCCCAGCGGCUGCAGAGCUGGCUGCAGGUGCUGGCGCAGAUGCCCCGGUCAGAACACUCGUCUCUGGAGAAGAAGGACUGGAGCGAGCUGGCCUUCCUGCUUCAGCUUAGCCCCGACCUGGACACGCUCAAGCUGGACGCCCAGGGUCUGGACGCGGAGGGGCUACGCAGACUUUUGCCCGUGCUUCCUCUCUUCCGCACCCUCAGCCUGGGACAGAAUCCCCUUGGUCCUGAGGGAGCCGCUGUGCUUUCCAAGGCGCUUAAGACUCCAGCUUGCCGUGUCGAGAGGCUGUGGGUAGUGAAGACUGGACUUGGUUGUGAAGGGGUCCGGAUCCUGUCAGACACACUGAAGGACAACCGGACUGUUGUUGAUCUCAGAAUGGCCAUCAAUGACAUUUCUGAUGGAGGAGCAGGACAUCUUGCUGAUUUACUGAAGACAAAUUGUGCUUUGAAAGAUAUAAGACUUCGUGACAACCAGAUAACAGACAAAGGGGCUGAACUUCUGAUGGAUGCCCUGACAGAGAACUCAACUCUUCAGUAUUUAUGGCUCUUUGACAACAAGUUCACUAAGGAUGGUGUCAAGAAGCUCAUAGAAUUCUCUAAGACGAGAACCAAUCUUGAAAUCAAAGUGUGUGUCUAAACGGCAAGAAUGUAAAUGUUUUGAAGAUGAGGAAUGAAUAGGUAUACAUAUAUCAUUGUAUACUUUGGUGGGCGAUUCAAUGAAUGAAGAUCUAGUUACAUUCAGACCGUAUAUAUAAGUACAUUAAAUGACUAUGUAUUGAUGAAGGUUAAUGUUCAUCUCAAGGGUUACUAGCACACAAGUGCCUCAUUAAAACAUAAAGAGACGUUGUACUCCCCAGAUUUUGAAUAUUGCUGUAUUAUAUCAGUUUUGUUAUCUUUUGUCAUUGUAAAUAUUUUAUUUAAGUAAUUUUUACAAUUCCAUGUAUACACAUUGUUACGGGCAUAUUUCAGGUGAACAGUCUAUGUGUACUUUAUUAGACGGUCUACUGGAUUUGCUUCCGCUAAAGAGAUCCUAUCUAGAGUAUUUAAACUUUAAAUACCCCAGCACUGCCCUCUGUUGGUCACUGUAGCAAACAAGAAUUGUGGACUAAUGAUGAACUUUGGAGGAUUUUUGUCCAUCACCAGGCCUCAACACUGGGUAGAUAAGAAUAUAGUUCUGAAUGUCUUAAGGUUGUGAUUGCCGUAAACUCAAUGUGGCAUUGUUCCAAAUGUCAUGUCCAAGUGCUGUGAGAUGAUACAUCUGCUGUUUGCUGACGUCUGCUGGCAGUGGUCCCAAAGGUCAAGAUUAUUUUAUUCAAAGUUGACACGUGCUCUCCGUCAAGUCCACAAACAUCCAAGUGUUUAUCUUUGUACUUUGUAAUUAUCUUAAGGUUCAAAUUACUUGCAUUGUGAUAAGAUAGGUAAACCUUGGUCUUGUGAAUAAUAAGGUCAGUAGACUUAAUGUUAUCUGUGCAUCAUCAUCAUAACGUAUUUUAUGACUUAUAUGUAAUGUCUUCGAGAGGGUAGAGAAGAGCCGCACAAUCUGGCUCCAUAUCGAUGCUUUUAUUAAACGAUAAUGUUUCGGCCUGGGGCCUUCUUCAGAUCGUGAAAGGACCCAGGCCGAAACGUUAUCGUUUAAUAAAAGCAUUGGUAUCAUUGGUGCAGCACUUCUCUACCCACUCUAAGUAAUUUGCCAAUGACCAGCAGCUCACCAACAGUUCUGUGUGUGCGCUACAUUUGCCUUAAAUUAUAUGCAAUGAUGCAAUGUCUACCAUUGUGUCUGUACUCCUCAGGGAUAUGCAGUUAGCAGUAUUUUGUACAUGUACAUACUUGCCAUAGAAAUUAUUGUUUUUAAAUAAAAAAUAAGGAUACAAAAAUGCAUUAUUCUCAAAAAUAGUAUUUGUAUCAAAAAUGUUUGGGGCUGUUUUAAUGUAGUCAUGU